Guyanagaster necrorhizus is the source of this 1316-nucleotide messenger RNA. RefSeq lists its product as uncharacterized. The transcript is spliced from 5 exons. The coding region runs from base 96 to 974 and encodes 292 amino acids. The record is from RefSeq and is a predicted model, not a curated record. Lineage: Eukaryota; Fungi; Basidiomycota; Agaricomycetes; Agaricales; Physalacriaceae.
GCAUGGGUCUUUCCAUUUUUUUUUAGAGUUUUCUGGCAAUCCAUGCUCAACUGUCUCGGCCCCUUUGCUAUUGAUCAAGACUCCCAUCCACCGCAAUGAGUUCUCUUCGUCCCUUGGACCCCUCACUCUACGUGCUGGCCGACGACGAGGUUGUAUUCAUCAAAUCUCAAACUGGAAUAGAUGACGACGAGGAACUGAAGAGACAUAUACUUGCUAUACAGGAGGAAGCGUACAAGUUAGAACCUUAUCCAUGCAUACGACGAUUUGGAUUUGCGAAAUGGAAUAUCUCAAGGCAACCGUGCUAUCAUCAGUUCUUGAAUCUUGGACAAAUGCGCAAGGGAACUAUUUACGUCGAUAUUGGAUGUUGCUUGGGUAGUGACGCCAGAAAAGCAGUCUCGGAUGGUUAUCCCAUAGAUCAAGUUAUAGCUUCCGACUUGCGUCCUGAAUUCUGGGACUUGGGACAUAAACUCUUCAAGAGCACUCCUGAAACCUUCCCAGCACGUUUUAUCUCUGCAGACAUCUUCCAGCUGAAAUAUUUGGCAUCAGAAGCCGUACGCGCUCCCCCAAUCGACCUCUCCAAAGUGCAACUUUUAUCGGAGCUCAGAGGAAGCGUCUCUGCCAUUCAUGCAUCGGCCCUUUUUCAUCUCUUUGAUGAAGGAAGACAGUUCGAACUUGCCAAAAUUAUGGCGUCUCUAUUGUCGUCCGCGCCAGGGUCCAUGAUAUUUGGAUCGCAUGGUAGUCAACCGGAGAAAGGUAUCCGGACCGAGAUUGCUUCAAACAAGGGUUGGAGCAGUAAUAUGUUUUGCCACUCACCUGAAAGCUGGCGAUCGCUCUGGGAUGGCGGGGUGUUUCCCAAGGACGCCAUUCGUGUGGAUGUAUCUUUGCUUGAGACAGAACGCCCGGAUAUGGUGGCCAUAAAAAUGGAUUCGAGCGUCAAAACAUAUCUUCUCGUAUGGUGCAUAACGGUUUUGUAGUGACAUCUCUCGUUGGAUUUCACAGAAUAUUUUUGACCUAGAUUUACUGGCGUACAAACUAUGCCGAAGUUCCCUAUGUUAUGCCGUGUUGACUUUAACGCUCUUCUUUCUAUUUUUCGCCUUACCAAUAAGUACUAUGGAAACCGCGGCACUUCUAACCGAUAUCUAACCCCACUCUGAGGCUGCCUUCUGUGGGCCAAAAAUUAGUUCUAGUUUGUAUCCAUUAGGUCCCUCGUUUUACGCACUAGCAGAGGGAGCGGGCUGAGGAGUCCAUAUUCGCUAUCCCGCUCUUAAGUAGUUUCACCCACUACUACACCGAAAUAACGGCAUUCAGGUGUGCGU